Molecule: messenger RNA, 627 nt
Organism: Trichoderma aggressivum f. europaeum
Lineage: Eukaryota; Fungi; Ascomycota; Sordariomycetes; Hypocreales; Hypocreaceae
Exons: 1
Coding region: 1-627 (208 amino acids)
Source: RefSeq, a predicted model, not a curated record
AUGGCCGGGCUGCUCAUUGGCCUCGUGGCUGUUGCCGCUCGAACAAUGGCCAACAAAGACGAUGACGGUCGGCAAAACCGCAAUAAUGGAUAUGGCAAUGGAUACAACAACGACCAAUACUACGACAACCAAAGCAAUGGCCGCAGCAACAAUUACACCGGUGGUUAUCCCAGUGGCUACAAUAACGGCAGUGGUGGCAACAACAACUACAAUACCCCCCCUUAUGCCGCUUACCCACCACAAAUGGUGGUUGGCCGUCGGGAAGAGCGUCGGAUGAGUAGGAGAAUGCGCAAGGCAGAGCGCAAAGCAAGGGAUGCCGACAUGGUCUUGUCCUUGAUGAACUCUGGUUCGCGUGCGGGCCCCCGCUCAGCCGUACCUCCGUAUUCGAAUACUAUGCAACCUCAACCCGGCAAUGGUGGCGUGCCUUACAUGCAGCGUGGCGACAGCUCAAGGAGUCAAGCCAUGUAUCCCCCCGCACAGCAAGGGGUCAUGGAGCCGGAAGGAUCUCAAUGGCGGGAUGUCCAGAGUCGUGACCGGCCGACCAGCCGAGGGAAUCUGCACCCAGCAAGCUCGUCGGAAGGUCUACCGACAUACGAGCAGGUAGUUCGAAAAUCCGGCAAGUCUUGA